Messenger RNA from Fonsecaea erecta, 1197 nucleotides. RefSeq names its product flap endonuclease 1, variant. Gene Ontology annotation, molecular function: 5'-3' exonuclease activity; 5'-flap endonuclease activity; DNA binding. The coding region runs from base 1 to 1197 and encodes 398 amino acids. Gene Ontology annotation, cellular component: nucleus; cytoplasm. The record is from RefSeq and is a predicted model, not a curated record. The transcript is spliced from 5 exons. NCBI's taxonomy places the organism in Eukaryota, Fungi, Ascomycota, Eurotiomycetes, Chaetothyriales, Herpotrichiellaceae.
AUGGGUAUCAAACAACUCUACCAUGUCAUCGCCGAGGAGGCGCCCGACGCCAUCAAGACUGGGGAGAUCAAGAACCACUUUGGGAGGAAGGUUGCGAUUGAUGCGUAUGCUUCAUCCAUGAGUAUCUACAGCUUCCUGAUAGCGGUCCGCUCAGAUGGCCAACAGCUCAUGUCUGACACGGGCGAGACCACGUCCCAUCUCAUGGGCAUGUUUUACCGCACUUUGCGAAUGGUCGACAACGGCAUCAAGCCACUCUACGUUUUCGACGGCGCGCCCCCCAAGCUCAAAUCUGGAGAAUUGGCGAAGCGUUUUGCUCGAAAGAACGAAGCGAGUGACCAACAUGAAGAGGCAAAAGAGACGGGCACGGCCGAAGAGGUGGAGAAAUUUUCCAGGCGCACAGUCAGAGUCACGCGAGAGCACAACGACGAGUGCCGGCGGCUGCUCAAGCUGAUGGGCAUCCCCUAUAUUGUCGCUCCUACGGAAGCCGAAGCCCAGUGUGCAGUUCUAGCGCGUGCAGGUAAAGUGUACGCGGCAGCGUCCGAGGACAUGGACACGUUGACGUUCAACUCGCCAAUCUUGCUCCGGCACUUGACAUUCAGUGAACAGCGCAAGGAACCCAUCCAGGAGAUACACCUGGACAAGACCUUGGAGGGGCUCGGUAUGGACAGGGACCAGUUCAUCGACCUAUGUAUACUUUUGGGGUGCGACUAUCUGGAUCCCAUCCCCAAAGUCGGCCCGAACACAGCGUUGAAGCUCAUCCGCGAGCACGGCUCCCUGGAAGGGGUUGUCGAGUUCAUUGAAAAUGACGCCAAGAAGAGAUACACGAUUCCGGAGGACUGGCCAUACAAGGAGGCGAGAGAGUUGUUUCUGCACCCUGACGUGCGAUCUGCCGAUGAUCCAGAAUGUGACUUCAAGUGGGAAGCCCCUGACAUCGAGGGUCUCGUCCAGUUCCUCGUUCAUGAGAAGGGUUUCAACGAGGAUCGCGUCCGAAGCGCGGCUCAGAAACUGCAGAAAAAUGUUAAAACCGCUCAACAGUCGCGGCUCGAGGGGUUCUUCAAAGCCGUGCCCAAGACCGAAGAGGAGAAGAAGAGCCUGAAACGCAAGCACGACGAGAAGAUCGCGGAGGCUAAGAAGAAAAAGAAGGAAGACGCCAAGACUAAGAAGGAGUCCAAGUCCAAGGCGCACCUGUCGACCUGA